This is a messenger RNA of Zingiber officinale, 914 nucleotides long. RefSeq lists its product as uncharacterized. The record is from RefSeq and is a predicted model, not a curated record. Gene Ontology annotation, cellular component: chloroplast envelope. NCBI's taxonomy places the organism in Eukaryota, Viridiplantae, Streptophyta, Magnoliopsida, Zingiberales, Zingiberaceae. The transcript has 4 exons. The coding region runs from base 64 to 786 and encodes 240 amino acids.
CCAGUUCCGAUAACUAUCGACUCCUCCAAGCAGCAAUCGUGCGUGCGUCUUUGACCUGUUGCCAUGCUUCACUGUCUCCUCCAUUCCCAUCUCAACGCAUCUUCUCCUUUCCAUCCUUUCUCCCACCAUGUCAGGCGCCUCGCCUCGUCGUCCAAAGUCAUACCCCUGCCUCCCAUCCCCUCCUCUUUCAGGGUGCCCAAGCUCAAGUCAUUGCGCGGAGGGAGUUGCCUGAGGGUGACCUCUUCCUUGCUCGAAGCCCCUGUGAUCUGGGUCGGCAGGCUCUGCAUCUUCUACGCCCUUCUCAAGGCCGGCCUUGCCGGAUCGCAGUCCAACCCGUUGGUUCCUUCGGAUUUGAGCGACGAUGGUGACGAUUUGGGAUUUGCCAACUGGAUUGGGAUGCUACGGGGUAGAUCAGGUGAUAAAGAGGCAACUGAUCGGAGGAAGCUGGUUAGGAAGUGGCACCCAACAACAAAGGGUACCUUAAAGAGAAAUUACAGAGUACCUUCGAAGGCUGAAGGCCAAAGACUUCUACGAGCCGUUGCAUCAUUGCUUUCCGAGGAUGAUCAUUUUGUGGAUGCGACCUCACACAAGGGUUGUCAGAUACGAAGGGAGAGCGCUCAUGGAGAAAGUGUUUGUUGCAAUAAUGUAAGAGCUCUAUUUGAUGAACUUCCCACUCCACAUCUUGUUGUUGAGAUCACAGCAUUUCCUGCCGGACCACUUACCGAUAAGGAUUACGUUAAGGCUGAGAAGCUAGAGAGGGUUCUGAGGUCUGGAUCUUCCAUCUGAAAUGAGAGCUUUGCUCGAUGUAAGAUUUUCUGUACAUAGACUAAUGUUGUGACUGGCUCUGGUUAUUUAACAAAUUGACCAUGCUAAGCUUGAACCCUCUUAAAAAAAACGUUUUCUUAGAUGCUUUA